AUGGCAUUACAAGAGCUGCCGUCCGCUAUGCGGCAAUUGGCAAAUAGACAUGCUCGGUCGACUGCAGUGGCUAUCGGGCAAUUCCCCCGUCGAUAUGCAUCGGGGCAGGCUGCGGCAGUCCAGGAGGUCUCGGAAGACUUGCAAGACCUUGAACCUCAAUCCUCCCUCUCGACGAGGUUCUCACCAAAGAAAGCUGCAGGAUUUGACCCCGUAAAGCGGGCGGAAGGCCGCAAGAUAGAGCUUCCCUCCAGUCGAUACCAAUAUCGAUCCCCAAGAUACUAUCGAGGCCCGCUGCAUCCUCAUCAACCUCCUCCAACAUCAGAUCCUGCCUCGCGCCAAUUUGUGCCUGGCCCGUUUUCUCAUACCCGGCUCGAACAAACCUUCCAAUCUACCAUUGCAUCGGAUCUCAUGACCCUAGGGUAUGCUCACAGGCCUCCCGGAACCGUCGACAUUCCAAAAUCAGAUCGUUUACGAACAUGGGACGACUCCUCUCCAUACCACAAGAACAGGCCAAAGCGCGGGCCUAGAGGCCCAGAGGGUGUUCUCCGAUUGAUAGAGCGAGAUAUCAGCUGGCGCAAUAUUCCAAAAAUUCAGGGCGUGACGGUUCACAGCAUGGUCAAGGGGGCAAUGGAUGAUUCUGCAUAUUUGCAUAUCGCCGGGAUGGCACUCCAAGCCGUGACUGGAGUAAAACCAAAAGUUUUCAAGGCGACGCAGGGUGUAGCUAGUUUUGGAAUUCGUCAGGGGAUGCCAAUCUCGUUGACUUGCACUCUACGCAAUAACCAAGCCUACGAGUUUGUUGACAAAUGUAUAAAUCUCGUGCUUCCAAAAUUGAAGGAUUGGGAAGGUGUUGAGGGAACAACCGGUGAUAGUAGCGGUAAUAUCAGCUUCGGAUUCAACAGAGACGGCGCAUUGUUGUUCCCUGAAAUCGAGGUCAACUACGAUAUGUAUCCGCCAAAGAUGAUUCCAGGUUUCCACGUUACCAUCCAUACUUCUGCGACCUCUGAUCGACAUGCAAGGCUCCUUCUUAGCGCAAUGGGUUUGCCCUUCCACGGAAAGCUGGUGGACUAG
Messenger RNA from Venustampulla echinocandica, 1068 nucleotides. Its product is annotated as Ribosomal protein L5. The transcript is spliced from 4 exons. NCBI's taxonomy places the organism in Eukaryota, Fungi, Ascomycota, Leotiomycetes, Helotiales, Pleuroascaceae. The record is from RefSeq and is a predicted model, not a curated record. Gene Ontology annotation, molecular function: RNA binding; structural constituent of ribosome. Gene Ontology annotation, cellular component: cytosolic large ribosomal subunit; ribosome. Bases 1 to 1068 code for a protein of 355 amino acids. Gene Ontology annotation, biological process: translation.